AUGUUUAGAAGUAUAUCUAGAGUAACUUUAAAGAGGGUUUCUCCAAUAAUAAAUACAAGACAAUUGACAGUGUCAUCAAUUAGAUUUAAUGAAACUACUACUACUACAUCAACAACAACUACUACUACUCCUAAAUCAUCAUGCCCUGCCGGUACUGUAUUGAACUUGAAAGUAUUCAAAAAAGGUGAUGAACCAGUUGCUAAAGAAGAUUCAGAAUAUCCUGAAUGGUUAUGGACCAUGCUUGAUCCAAAAGAUAAUUUAAAAGCUAUUCAAAAUGAAGAUUUUCUUAGAUGGAGAAGAAUCAAAUUAAGUAAAGAAAACAAUUCAACAAUCAAAAAUAACAACUUUUUGAGUAAAUUAUAG
Messenger RNA from Candida albicans SC5314, 363 nucleotides. RefSeq names its product mitochondrial 54S ribosomal protein mL54 (gene MRPL37). Gene Ontology annotation, molecular function: structural constituent of ribosome. The transcript has a single exon. The record is from RefSeq and is a predicted model, not a curated record. NCBI's taxonomy places the organism in Eukaryota, Fungi, Ascomycota, Pichiomycetes, Serinales, Debaryomycetaceae. Gene Ontology annotation, cellular component: mitochondrial large ribosomal subunit. Bases 1 to 363 code for a protein of 120 amino acids.